AUGGAAGAUGCAAAAUCGAUUGACACUCUGAUGCCUACAAAUGGUAACUUGGAAAGGAAUGAAAAUGGUAAGGAUGUUGGUCUGAAAAAGUAUAGAGCUAUGAUUGGUUCUCUUAUAUAUCUCACUGCAUCUAGGCAUGAUAUUAUGUUUAGCGUCUGUAUGUGUGUCCGUUAUCAAUCGACUCCCAAGGAAUCACAUUUAAAAGCCGUUAAACGCAUUCUUAGGUACUUGUAUGGUACUUCUAAGUAUAGGCUUUGGUAUUCCAAGGGAAGUGAUUGUAAUUUAGUUAGGUAUACCGAUUAUGAUUUUGUCGGUUGCAAAUUGGAUAGGAAGAGUACUAGUGGAACUUGCCACAUGUUUUCAAAUUCUUUAGUUAGUUGGCAUAAUAAGAAAUAG
Molecule: messenger RNA, 396 nt
Organism: Lathyrus oleraceus (garden pea)
Lineage: Eukaryota; Viridiplantae; Streptophyta; Magnoliopsida; Fabales; Fabaceae
Product: secreted RxLR effector protein 161-like
Exons: 1
Coding region: 1-396 (131 amino acids)
Source: RefSeq, a predicted model, not a curated record